GAGACUUCGCUGGUUUCCUUCGUUUGUUGGGGGAAAAUAAAUCAUUUUCGUCGUUCUCCGUUCUAAAUCGCUCUUGAUUCCGGUGUUUCUUGUUUUACGUCAAAAUGUCCGGUUUUAGUUUUGGCGCUCCGACCACUUCGGCGCCAGCAUUUUCGUUCGGCACCCCAGCAGCAACGGCGAGCAUCGCACCAGGAGCCAGUGCUCCAAUGGGCACUGCAACGGGCUUUUCGUUCGGUUCUCCGGCUACCGCUACCACAACCACGGCCACCGCAGCAGGCGUGUUAAGCUUUGGUAAGCCAGCAACUACCACGAUGGCAGCGGCAGCUCCGGCACCAUUAUCGUUCGGACUCGGUGGUGUCACUACCUCAACGGCCAGCCCAUUCGGAGCGAUGAGUCUUCCGACCGGAGCGACAACGGCAACUACAACGGCAACAUUCGCUGUUCCGACUCUUAACUUUGGUGCGCCAGCAACGGCCGGAACUGGUCCUACGCUCGGCAUUGGAGGUGCGGGUGGGUUUUUCGGAGCAGCCAAACCUGCAACAGCAACCACGGCGACAGGAACAGGCUUCGUUCAGCAAACACCUACAACGACCGCGACGACUACGGUGGGCUUGGGUGGUGUGGACAUUAAUGCCAACUUACCCAAAUCAGUUGAGGGCAAAACUGACAGCACUAAAGCGAAGGAAGCUCUGGUGCCGCAAGAAAUCCUUACCACCGUGGAGCACCUGAAGGAGUACAUCAAGAAGCAGAAAACCAUCAGCUCGGACAUUGCACGUUGCUCGGCACGAAAAAUGUCCAACGUGUCGAACGAAAUCAAGAGCCUCAGCAGUACUCUGGCCGAGCUGUCGAACAGCGUGAGUAACAACCAGAAUGCCAUCAAACUGUUGCGUCACGAAACGUCCGGCAUCACGCAUCAGGCGGAUAUGGCGCAACGGACGCAGGAAACUCCCGUAGGACUGCAGUUCGAAAACACGCUGCCGUUGCAGUACUUUAUCGAGCUGACUCAAAAGUAUGAAUCGGACCUCAUAAAUCUGAAGCAACAGGUCGAGCUAACCGAGAAACAUAUGAACUCGCUCCACACACCACAGUACUUUACUCCGCAGCACCUGAAACUGUGCCUGCAGCAGAUUUACGAAAGUUUUGUCGCCCUCGCCGGAAGACUGCACGAACUGCAUCAGAAAGUGGAGGAAAAAAAGGAGCAGUACCUGAAUCUGAGGAAGUAUCUUCUGCGUGAUACUACCGACGUGUUCGAGAGCAACGAAAGUGCAAAGGAUGCUGGCAAGGAUGGGGACAAAUUUGCCCUAAACGUUUCUUCCGGACCGACACCCUUCUCGUCCGUAAUGGGUAACGUCAAUUUCGGUGUUUCGCUGCGGCAACCGGGUCCUGGAUCAUCGUUGUGGGCCGGUUCGGUUGAGCAAAGUAGAACUGCGUUCGGAACGACGAAUUUCUUCGGGAUGACUCCAGCAGGCGGAACAGCCUCAGCAGGAACCGACAGUGUGGGUUUCGGUAAUCGGUUAGGCUUCGGAUUCGGUGCGAUUACGGGAACCGGAAGCGAUGCUUUCAAUCUACAGAAGCCACCACUGGGGAGCAAACGGAAUAAGCACUGAACAGUACGCCUUUCACGCCCAGCGAUUGAACGAUUCAACAUAAUUUUGAAAGACAGCGAUAGGGUAAACAAAUUAAA
Molecule: messenger RNA, 1684 nt
Organism: Anopheles cruzii
Lineage: Eukaryota; Metazoa; Arthropoda; Insecta; Diptera; Culicidae
Gene: Nup58
Product: nuclear pore complex protein Nup58
Exons: 1
Coding region: 105-1607 (500 amino acids)
Biological process (GO): nucleocytoplasmic transport
Cellular component (GO): nuclear pore
Molecular function (GO): structural constituent of nuclear pore
Source: RefSeq, a predicted model, not a curated record